This is a messenger RNA of Phaeoacremonium minimum UCRPA7, 474 nucleotides long. RefSeq names its product putative dna replication licensing factor mcm6 protein. NCBI's taxonomy places the organism in Eukaryota, Fungi, Ascomycota, Sordariomycetes, Togniniales, Togniniaceae. The transcript has 3 exons. Gene Ontology annotation, biological process: RNA catabolic process. Gene Ontology annotation, cellular component: ribonuclease H2 complex. The record is from RefSeq and is a predicted model, not a curated record. Bases 1 to 474 code for a protein of 157 amino acids.
AUGGAGCAACCAAUACUGUCAAUCAUCUCGAAGGGCGACAACUCGCAGAAGACCACUCCGCAUCUCUUACCGUGUCGCAUCCAUCACAGUGGCCCGGUCGAGCCCAUACAGACAUACUGGGCACCACAGGAGCAAGACGGACAGAAGACUGCGUAUUUCAGAGGCCGCAAACUCCAUGGCAAGACGGUCAGAUUGCCCGAGGGCUACCGUGGAGUAGUGAUGGAGAGGAAAGAGCCCGCAGAGCCAAAUGCUGCCAGGCCAGAGGAGCCCGAAGUCAUCGACGUCGAUGCAGCUGAAGAGCCGGAUAUGGGAUCGCUGGAGACCAAGGCCGAAUUCGACGAGCUGGUUGUAUGGGGGCACGAGGCUACGGCGGAUGCGAGCGCGGAUCCGUACGUGAGAAGCGUGGAGGAGUGGUUGACGGUAGCCGAACAGAUACAUUCAUACGUAGCAGCGGAUGUCAUCACGAUAGAUUGA